UCAAGAUGGCGGCCACCGGUGGAGUCACGACAGGCGGAGACGGCGACAAAGAUUUUCGGAGUGAAAUUGAUGCCUAUGGCUUCCAGAGACCGGAUGACUUUGACUAUGACACCUACGAGCAGUUUAUGUCGCAGUACCUCAGUGUCUUGGCUCGGCGGGCGGGCAAAUGGAGCAAGUUCAUGGACGGAAAGAAAAAGGUCAAAAAGUCAGCCAAAGUUAAAAGAUAUAUCCGGAAGGGCAUUUCCAACGAAUACCGGGGAGUAGUGUGGAUGUACAUCAGUGGAGCUGAGAAGAUGAAAGCAGGGAAUCCUGGCUUGUACCAGAGGCUGCUGGAGGGUCCCAAGGAUCAAGAGCUGAUGGAGGUCAUCAAAACUGAUCUUCACCGAACAUUCCCCGAAAACAUCCACUUCUGUAAUGACUCAACGGUCAGCAAGAGAGCCUCACUGCAGAACGUGCUGGUGGCCUUCUCCCACCACCACCGGGCGGACGGCUACUGCCAGGGCCUAAACUUCAUUGUCGCCCUGAUGCUCCUGAUUGUCAGGGACGAGGAGAGCUGCUUCUUCCUCCUGGAGACCCUCGUCAAGAGAAUCUUGCCAGCCUACUACACCCGGCAGAUGAACGGUCUGAAGAUUGACCAGGAGGUGCUGGGAGAGCUGGUCAAGCAGAAGCUGCCCGAGGUCAGCCGGCGGAUCGAGGCGGAAUCGGUGCCCUGGUCCAUCCCCACCACCAAGUGGUUCAUCUGUCUCUUCCUGGACGUCCUGCCCAUCGAGACUGUCUUGCGGAUCUGGGACUGCCUCUUCUACGAGGGCUCCAAGAUUCUCUUUCGGGUCUGCCUGAGCCUAAUCAAGCAGAACCAGGACCUCAUCCUGGGGGCCAGCAGCUUUCCCACGCUGAUAGAGGCCUUCAAGAAGGUCACGCUGCACUCCAGGAACACCGAUUGUCACACCUUCAUGCAGAACGUGUUUCUUGACUCUCAGCCCCUGGGUAGGGCCACCAUUGAGAGGCUGCGGAACGACUGCAAAAUGGCAGAGACCAAGGAGUAACCGCAGGGACGGGCUUGUGAUUACAGAGCCAGUCUCCACAUCAACUCAUGCGGAGGCUGCAUCCGGAAGUCCUGGCUACGGCCGUUGCCAGCACACGUGUCUAUGCGAAGUUGUCAUAGCCGCUACCCAGAUGCCGUCCAUAGACACGCCUGUUUAAUGCGAGCCACUGGUAAGGGCUUCCAGAUGUAACAAUAACUUGUCCUACAUCACUGGCGAGGGAAUCCUUAGAGUUCAUGCGUCCAUGCUUUUCUUUUGUUUCAACAACCUGAAAAAAUAUACCUACAGGUAAAAUUGACGAGGUAUUACAUUAUGGAGAAUUCAGAUUAUGUUGAUGUGAAUUAACGAAUUCCGUGUACCAGAUUUAAUUCAAAUUUAACUUGCAAAAGGCUUAUAAGUCACAAGCUAUUCAAAUGAACUGCAACAAAAGCAUUCCUUUGUCAUUGUUUACGUUGUGACUUGUGACUGGUGAAUGUCUCAACACUAGUGCCUGAUAAGUGUAUAAUGCCAUUAGCUAUUCCCAGGACACCUGAAAAUUGCCUAACAUCAUGGCAGCUCAUGAACCUGGCUCCCUACUCUACAGUGCAUAAUGAUGUUAUGCAUACAGCUGUGGGUUACCAGUAAUUCCUCAAAUCUGAGUAGGCUGGUGCCAGACAAUCAACCAGACUAAAUGUGCACUCGGUCAGAAUUAGUCAAACUGCGGUUAAGAUAAGAUAAACUUAUUAAAGUCCAAAACUGGAAAAUUACAUUGCUCAUUUAAGCAAACAAUUUCACAAAAUGUAAACAAAAAUAAGAUAAUUUCCAACCCAGUUUAAAAAAGAACGCCCCAAAAAUGAAAACCUAAAAAUUAAAUUUUAAAAAAAUUAGAAAUUAAAUAAUCGUACCAAAAAAAAUGCACACAACAUAAGCACUUCUUAUUUCUGAAGUACUUGUUACCAGAAAACAGUCCAUCAGAUAAAAACGAUCUUUUAAACUUCUCAUUGAAACACUUUAUGGCCCUUCCUGAAAAAAAAAAGAAGGAUAUCGGUUUGUGUGUGCAGCCAGUGAGCUCCGUCUACUGCUGCCUGGAGUAAGCAUAGUCUUUGAUAUGAGCUUGCUCUGAAUUGCUGGUAAAUGUUUGGGAUCAUUUGGCCUGCUGGGCAUUAGUCCAAAGAAGAAAAGACUUGUACUCACUAUACAAGCCAGGAUUUUCACCUCCAGUAAGUGGUUGCCCUAGGAUGUCAGCUUUGGAUUAUACCAAAUGUGUAAAUAGUUGGCUCAAAUCAGAUUUGAAGAAUUAUAUGUUUACUUGUAUUUCAAGAAUUAUUCAUAUGAAACUUGUAUGGCUUUAAUCUUUAACCUAGUAAGCUUAUAAUUUCUUGGUGGUUUUCUGAGAAAUUCUAAAAAAAAAAUUCUGAAAUCUUGUUGGAUAAAUUUGAUGUUGACCUUAACUUAGAGGGUGGAGCUUGGCAUGACGGUUGUUAGGGUGAGAUUCACGACUUGAGUCCAGAGGUUUGGGGGUUGGAAUCCAACUGCAAACCACGGGUCCUGGUGCCCGAGUAUUAAGCCAUUUCAACCCCGCUUGCCUCUCUACCCAGGAGUAUAAAUGGGUACCGUCAUUACAUGUAAUAGGGGACUGGCAUCCUGUUCCGGUGGGGAAUAGAAAUAUUCUUGGUCAUUUUGUACCAAGGAGAUGGGAGACAAACCCUGGCCUGAUGAAACAAAUUGGCUUGAACCAGACUAGAUUUUAGACCUAAACCCUGCCUUCACCUGUCACUUUUCCUCGGAAUCGUCUCAAAUUUGCAGGUCUGACACUGUGCACAUGUAUUCCUCAUACAAAAAGCGAGUUCAACUGUGUUUUGUGUCAUUUGUGAAGUCCCAAAUCCCUCCUGAUCAAGGCGUUAGUUUAGAAGACUCUGUGAAGUAGGCCUUGAGUGUUUAUGAACCAUGAAGCAACAGACCAAAUAUUGACCGAAUUCUUCAAGUUAUGCUCACUGAUAUUUGUUGUGAGAUGUGUAAAACUACCACACAGUACUACUCUACGUUGGGAAUGACUAUUGGGUUGGGAGUUUCAAACCAGAGACGUUAUCCUUGUGUUAUGGUCAAACAACAAAAAACUCAUUUACAAUCGGAAGAGACGUAAAAGCUCUCAACAGAUUACCGUUUUCAUUCCAGAGUUUUAAAUGUGUAUGUUUAGACUACACCGUAGUCCUUAGUUUAGGCGGAAAAGUUGUUCUUUUUUAUGCUUCGGUCUGAAGAAAACUUAUUGUGCAAUUGCGAAUGUGUGUACCCUAUCUAACCUACUCGACAUUAAAGUUCACAAAACAGUAUUUUAUGGGUUUAAUGCUACAAAGCUGCACGUCGUUAAGUUUGUUUAUUGGCAAAGUCUUAAUUUGAUGAAGAUUGCUUUUUGUAGUCUGGUAGUUAUGAAUUUAUAUGUCUGAUGAUGUAGAGUAGAGCUUUAGCAUCGUAAAACAGGUCAGAACAAAUAAUUGUUAAACAAUGGUCACAUUCUUAAUGAUGUCACAAAUUAUGUAAGGUGAACAUGUGGUGAUUUCCUAAACAAAAAGUAGAGAUUUUGUCGACUUACUUAAAUUUUGUAGGACCCUAGACUUGUUCGGAAAAACACUCUAAGAUGGGGAAUGAUCUCAGAAUCCAUGACAACACUUGACUUCCAUCAAGUGUUGUCACGGAUUUUGAGAUAAUUAUUUGCCAAAAGUCUGUUAAGUAGAGGUGUAUUAAUUUGAAACAAAAAGGUUUGUAGAGCAGCUAGGAAAUAUUGAUUAGUACUAAUUUUUGACUCGUGACAAUGAGCCAAGAGCCACACGAAAAACAUCCUUGUCAACUGUAAUCAUGAGCCAAUUUCAUGGAACGGUCGAGUACAGUAGUUGACCGAAACGGGCUUCUGGAGCUACGGCUAUGGCUGUUGUUCGCAUGCUCCCACGUACUUGCAAUGGGCACCUCGAGGAUCUAGCUUGUAGCCCUAGCCACAGGAUGCGGCCCAAGCACGGAAAAACUUGCUAAGCGAUAUCAGGUUACAGGCCAAACCGCCAAGCCAUGAGCAUUGCUUGCGACUAGGUGUCAGAAGAAUUUUGCUUAGUACAUGAAAAUCUGGCUUAUCAAAUUUAUGCUUUUAAGCACCUCUGUCCUCUCCAGUAUAUCAGAAUACAGGCUCUCACACUAGGCAGUCCUGGCCAAAGUACUCGCACCAUUAAGAUCCAGCCACGUUUAUGUAAAAGGAAGAGAAAUGUUACGGUACCAUGAUAUUUUCCACAGUACUGGUGAUUCCUAUUUUGGCCCGGAAAUUUUAAGAAACGUAAUUUUUGUACUUUUGUAAAAAAAAAAAAUAUGUAAAUACUGUACUACUGUUGGACACAAAGCAUAUAUUUAUUUUCAAAAAGAUGUUAUGAGCCCAAAAAUUGGGAAUAAUUGCUCUAUUGCCAGAACAGUAAAUAUUCUAAGUUUACCCAGCGGCACCUCAGCGAAUUUUCAUCUGCUUGUAUUAUUGUUCGUAUUUCAUUGCUGCGUAGGUUGCGACACGAGGGUCACCAUUAUUGAAACAAACUGUCAAGGUGUAUGUGCGCAGUGCAUACCGACAGUUGGUAUGCAGUAGCCGCACAUUCUACCGUGCGCAUAAUGAUCAGCCAUUUUGUUUCCAAAAUCUGAAGCUGGUGUUACUCUAGCAGCUCUGCGUUAGUUGCAUAAACAGCGCCCUCUCAUGAUACUAGCAAGCAGAUUUAAGACAAAACAUCCAGUGCAUAAAAAAAAAAAAUCAGUGUUUUGUGUGCUUGCAAAAUUAUCAUUCCGUACGAUCGUUCUGUAUAAGCCAACAUAACAUUUUUGAUUGAAGGACCAUUUCAGGCAAGGUUGUCCUUGCAUUUCAACGUGAAUCAAAUGUGCCUGCCACUGGCUCAGUUAUGUCAAGAGGGGGCGCUCUGUAAUGGAAGGGCGAAAUGAAACAACACUUUGGGUGAUGCUUGCCACAAUAUGAAUUGAAAAAAACAUAAUCCAAAUGCCAUUAAUAAACUGCAAUAUAAUAGCCGAGGCUUUUACAGCAAAAUGCCAAUAUUCUGAACGUGUAUUUACAUGUAUUAUUUAAUAAAAUGUGCGAUAUGAAUGCCAGUGAAGCUCAGGUUGAUAACGCAUUAGACCCCCCUCCGGAUUCUGGUCAGGGGCUGGCGCCAAAAGUCGUGUGGUGACACAGCUUUUGUAUUUUUGCUCUCACAUUUUUCCCUUGAAAUCAUAUACUUAGUACAUGUGCUUGUACGUAACACUGAAAUAGACAGGCUCCCUCACUAUUUACUGUUUAAAAACGUUUUCAGCUCAUAGAUGUACACGGGACAUAAGACCACCUCGUUUGUGUGAUUCACUAAUGUGAAUGUAUGAUAUAGAAAUGGCAUUCUGAAAGAGUGCCCGAUUGAAUGUAUGGGGGCCAAGAAGUACCCCAUAUAGAAAUGGCAUUCUGAAAGAGUGCCCGAUUGAAUGUAUGGGGGCCAAGAAGUACCCCAUAUAGAAAUGGCAUUCUGAAAGAGUGCCCGAUUGAAUGUAUGGGGGCCAAGAAGUACCCCAUAUAGAAAUGGCAUUCUGAAAGAGUGCCCGAUUGAAUGUAUGGGGGCCAAGAAGUACCCCAUAUAGAAAUGGCAUUCUGAAAGAGUGCCCGAUUAAAUGUAUGGGGGCCAAGAAGUACCCCUUUACUGUACCUAUUACUCAACCGUACCUCAUCUAAAACACGUUCAAAUUAUGCAGGAGCGGGAUUCAAGCAAGUUUGGCAGCCUUUAGACAACGUAUUAUACCAAUUAAAAAACCUUUUUAGUUUGCUGCCAAGCAGGUCUAUGGCAACACACAUGCUGACCAGAAACCGGAGACUUUGGGGGGGCCUUAAAGUGACCCUUUUUCACUUUACAGUAAAACACACUUCAAGGCUACAAAUUUGGGCCUUGAAAUUAAAUAGCCUUUCAAAAUGGUUCUUUUGGAACAGGCAAAAUGUUUGGAACAGGCAAAAUGAAUUUAAAAAGAUAAACAGUGCCUCCUGAAUACUGACCUCGCAUGCGCACACUCAAGUCAGCUUGUCCGAAUUCCCUUAAUUCCUAUUUAGUACCAAUGCCAUGUAAUUGUGGCGAUGAAGGUGGCACAUAAUCCGGGUGUCUAUUGUAAUGUAUUACCAGCAUGUUUCUUAUGGUGACCUUUUGCUUUAAAAGCAUCAUUUAUUAACAGUGACGGGUACUCAGAUCAGUUGAAUUUUGGGAAGUGAAGGUUUAUAGUCUUGAAUUUGUGUGUUCUUUUUUUUUCAUCUAACUUAAAUUUUGCAUAUUGUGUUUGUUCAAUUGACAGAAAAAAAAUUUGGCCCUUUAAAGUUGACAUAAAAUUGUUUAGUGACCUUGAUAAAUUUAAAUUUUAGUUUCCGAAUUUUAUUACACUCCAAAAUUCCAAUAAAUGCAGCAAAAUUCCAAGCACA
Molecule: messenger RNA, 6474 nt
Organism: Acanthaster planci (crown-of-thorns starfish)
Lineage: Eukaryota; Metazoa; Echinodermata; Asteroidea; Valvatida; Acanthasteridae
Gene: grtp1
Product: growth hormone regulated TBC protein 1
Biological process (GO): regulation of GTPase activity
Molecular function (GO): small GTPase binding; GTPase activator activity
Source: RefSeq, a predicted model, not a curated record